Rana temporaria (common frog) is the source of this 1873-nucleotide messenger RNA. RefSeq names its product lamina-associated polypeptide 2-like. Lineage: Eukaryota; Metazoa; Chordata; Amphibia; Anura; Ranidae. The coding region runs from base 189 to 1421 and encodes 410 amino acids. The transcript has 2 exons. The record is from RefSeq and is a predicted model, not a curated record.
UUUAUUAUGUUCCCUCUCUAACAGAAUCUCCCGGUGAAACCCAGGGGGCCUCUGCUCAAUCCUCAGCAUCUGCUAGUGGUAGUUCCUCUAAAAAAUGUGGAAACUGUAAAGAUAAGCUCCCAAAAUCCUAUACCAAACCCUUCUGCCACAAGUGUAUUAACCAGUUGGCUGGGAAGGAGGCAGCUGCCAUGAUGAAAGAUUUUCUCUUGUCAAUGCAGUCUGAAAUGUUGGCCACGGUUAGAGCUUUCAGGGAGACGGCUACACAAGCAGCCACAGGCCCUAGCACAGAGGAACCGGUCCCUAGAGAGACUUUGAUUUCUCAGGGAAGGCUAGUUGCAGGACCCAGUACCCCUUUCCUAUCCUCCCAGGUCUUUUCUCAUGAUCAGGAGGAAGAGGAAAGUGAGGUCAUGAGCCAGGUCACUAGACAUAGCUCAGAGGGUGAGGAGGAUAGAGACUCAGUCAUGUCUCAGGAAGAAGGAAAAUUGAAAAGAUUCCUCUUCUCAGCAGAGGAUGUGGACAGUCUCCUUCAGGCAAUCUAUGCCACUGAAGAGAUUCCAGAGGUUCCUAAAACGACCUCUGCACAGGAUAAGGUGUAUAGGGGGCUCAGUGAAACACAGGAUAGAGUCUUCCCUCUCCACCAAUCUCUAAAAGAAAUAAUCCUACAAGAAUGGAAAUAUCCAGAAAGGAGACUGACCACUCAGAAAACCUGGAAACGGAAGUACCCGUUCACCCAAUCAGUUGGGGAAGCUUUCUUUAAACUUCCAAAACUGGAUGCGGCCCUGUCUCAGGUCACUAAACAGUCAGACCUCUCAUUUGAAGAUGCUGGCAGUAUUAAAGAUCUAAUGGAUCGUAGGGCCGAAUCACUCCUAAGAAAAGCAUGGGAGGCUAACACAGCUUCUAUGGCCCCAGCAUUAGCUGCGACCUGUGUAGCCAGGAAUGCAGACCUAUGGGUAGAGAAACUGGCAGAACACCUCGGCCAGUUUACAGAGUCAGAGGAAAUCUUGGGGUCUCUAUCUUUGAUAGGAAAAGCUGUCGCAUACUUGGCAGAUGCCGCUUUGGAAACUGCUAAAGCUUCAGCCAAAACAGCGGCCUUGAUUAACUCGUCCAGGCGAGCUAUCUGGGUUAAGGCCUGGGAUGGGGAUGUCACAUCAAAGGGAAAACUGUGUGGACUCCCUUUCCAGGGUUCACUUCUGUUUGGCCAAGGAUUGGAUGAUGUCCUAGCUAGGUCUUCAGAAAAGGGAAAGAAAUUCCCUGUGAAACCUAAGAAAGAUGGGUUUAAGAAGACUUUUCGAGGCCCCCAGGGGCAGAACAAGCAGAAGUAUAAAAGAGAACCCAAUAGGCGCUGGUUUUAUGGCAAAGGGAACAAAAAGAAUAACUUGCUCUUUCCCUCCGCCAAGGCUGAGGCUAAACAGACCAAGUGACGCCAAGGUCAAGGUAGGGGGGAGGCUGUCCCAGUUUGUACAACAGUGGGAAAAUAUUUCAGACAGUCCCUACAUACACAAGCUUAUAAGGGAUGGGUUCCGCCUGGAAUUUGUCACCUUUCCCCCCCCUAUGAUCACCCUCACGCAGCUCCCCAAGGAUACCCUAAAAAGAAGGGCCCUCUUGGAAGGGGUUCAGGAAUUGGCAGAGCAACUAGUAAUAACACCAGUGCCAGUGGAACAGCAAUACCGGGGGUUCUAUUCCCACGUGUUUUUGGUUCGGAAACCAUCAGGAAAAUUCCGCCUGAUAGUAAACCUGAAAAAACUAAACGGAUUCUUAGAACAGAAGAAGUUUUCCAUGGAGAGUAUUUACUCAGUAAGAAAGAACCUCAUGAAGGAAACCUACAUGACAACCAUAGACCUGAAAGACGCCUAUUUGCACGUGCCAAUUCACG